AAAAAUCCACAAAGCUCUUUUCCCCCCUUCUUUUCUACACUCUGUAACUAGUUACCGACUUCAGCCUUAUAUUUUCCACUUUGUGUUGCGCCGGAAAUGGGAUCUCGCAGAAUCAAGAGCGGAUUAACGGCGGUGGUAGUGUUAAUCCUCGUAGUUCUUGCGUCACAAGAUUCAGCAUCAGCUAGGAUACUCUGUGGUUCUGUUUCAAGUAGCAGUGUGGCGGCGCAAGGGAUCAACGGCGAUGCGACCAUGUCGUCAUCUCCCGGCACCGGGGAAGGAGAGCACGUCGUAUUGGGGACGGGGAGGAAGGAGAAGUACUACUACUACUACGAGUCGUCGCUGUUGCUUAAUGUUCUGCCUAAGGGUAGUCGGGGGCCAUCGGGACCCAGCAGACGGACCAACGACCUCCUUCAUUAAUUAAUUCACUGUACUGAAAACUGAAUUUGUAGAAUGCAAGCAACUGUUGCACACAAAGCCACGAAAUGGUUGAUUAGGUAAUUCUUUUGUUCUUUUACUAUGUACACUGUAGCAAGCAUUCGUUUGUACCAAUUCCUGGAUUAGUUUGCAAGCUAAUCCUGCAGAGAGCAAUUUUAAUAGUUCAAACAAAAGUAAGUAUAACUAAUUCCUGAUUUGUUUAUCGCAUUGGGAAGUUGUGCUUGUCCGUUGGUUUGAUUGAUCAGUUUUGCCUAUCAUAUUCAACCACCAAUAUUCGAUUGCCCCAUUACACACCGGAAACAAAUAGUCAAAUAGUCCAAUUACCCGGUGAUAAAUAGUGCUAAACAGUAAAGGAGAGACAAGAUUUAACGUGGUUCUUCCUCACAGUGUAUGAGGCUUACAUCCACAGAAUGAUACUGAUAGACCGUUAGUUACACAUGUUUUCACCCCUGUUCUUACAUCGUUUGAGAGGUGGUUUCUCGUGUUUUAGACCGAUUUCACGCUAGGUUGUGCUUGUUUGUGAUAUUUCAGGUCUUGGCAAGUGAAUGAAGGUUUAGGAGCGAGUUCGGGGUCGAUUGGGCGAAGUUCGGGCGCGAGGCAAGUCGCAAAGGAGGUCACACGUGUGAAGGAAUGGCUUGGCCGUGCGAGUUUCGCCGAGAGCAGACACGGGCAGAGCAGAGGAUCGACACGGCCGUGCAAGUGGCCGGGUUGGCCAUGCCACAUUCUGCGAGAGCAAACACGGGUAAGAGGGGAUGUCCACACGGCCGUGCCAUUCUGGCCGUGCAAAGAGCCUGGAAUUCGAACUAAAUGAAACGAUGCGUUUUGA
This is a messenger RNA of Linum trigynum, 1261 nucleotides long. The record is from the annotation of a GenBank genome assembly. Lineage: Eukaryota; Viridiplantae; Streptophyta; Magnoliopsida; Malpighiales; Linaceae.